Messenger RNA from Leishmania mexicana MHOM/GT/2001/U1103, 1917 nucleotides. RefSeq names its product putative RNA-binding protein. Lineage: Eukaryota; Euglenozoa; Kinetoplastea; Trypanosomatida; Trypanosomatidae. Bases 1 to 1917 code for a protein of 638 amino acids. Gene Ontology annotation, molecular function: RNA binding. The transcript has a single exon. The record is from RefSeq and is a predicted model, not a curated record.
AUGUACUUUGUUGCAGCUGCCCCGUCGCAGGUGUCGCCGCCAGGGGUCAUCGCGACGUCUGCACAUUUGCCGUUCGACACCCCCGUGAAGGAUAUGUCGAUAUCUUUUAGCAACAGCAACUCCACCGCCGUUUCUGCGGCUCCGCCAUCGUACGAGGCUGUCGCUCUGGACCCGAAAGGCCCUCGCAGCCAGACAAACCUUUUUGUGCGCAAGCUGGCUUCGGCUGUGACGGAAGAUGACAUGCGCAAGUUGUUCGAGCAGUACGGCACGAUCAUGUCCUUCGCGCUCAUGCGAGACAUCCACACCGGUGAGAGCCUUGGCACUGCCUUUGUGCGCUACAGUACCCACGACGAGGCCCGCGCGGCCAUGGCGGCUCUCGACGGACGUGAGCUCUACGGCCGUCCCAUCUCCAUUCAGUGGGCAAAGCGUGAGCACGACAGCACCCCGUGCGGCGACGCUCGCCGCAAGAUACGCAAGCUUUUCGUGCGCAACAUCCCUCUCGACGUGACGGCGCGUCAUCUCCGUCAGAUCUUCUCCAAGUUUGGAUCCAUCAACAACGUCACCCUGCAUAGCGACACGGCCCCCGCAGCGGCCCGCGACAACGGCGACAACUCGCGUCCGGCCAGUCAAAUGCGCAACAUUGCUUUCAUUCUUUUCCAGGAAGACGACGUCGCGGAGCAGGCGGUGAGCACGCUGCACAACACUUGCCCGUUUGACAGCUGCGAUGGGAUCCCGCUCAUGGUGAAGCUGGCCGAGGACAACCGUGACCGCAUUGACCGAAAGCAGCGCUUCUGCGAGAGCAACGUGACGAACACGACCGCCAAGGCGUUCGCGACGGUCAUGAUGCAGAGCAAUCACAUCUCCACUGCCGCCUCUGUCUCACCGCUGACCGUUCCUCUCUCCACGCCAGCCUCGGCAACGCUCUCGCCCCCAACGCUGUCGAUGGAUGUCAGCCACAACAGCCCCAUCUUUAUUCACGAGGGCCACGCGCCUUCGCUGCCGCCGAGUGGGCAACAGACGCUGCCCUUCACUGUUUCAGCGCCGACAACCACAGCGACUCCCAUGCUGCACACCACGGUCGAUGCGAACGGGAACACUGCGUACGUCUACGUCUCACCCUCGCCGAACAACGGUGUUGCGCAGCAAGUGGUACCAGCUUCCUCAGCCCCUGGUCAGUACGUCAUCGUGUCCAACGGGCUCCAGGGCUUUACGGGGGCAAACAGGAUGGUGUCGCAGCCGUCGCAGUCCUUCUACGCGGCGGCUGCGCCUCCAUCCGUGCAGCAAUACUAUCAGACAGUGACGCUGCCGCAGGUGUUUGCAGAGGCGCAGGGCCAGCCGCUGCAGCCGCAGUCGAACGUUUUCGUCCCCGGCUACUAUUCUUACUCUCCUCACCCGCAGUCUUCUCAGCAGACGCCACAGCAAGUGCCGAUCUUCGAAAUGAAAGCGGCGUCCACGACACACCCGCUGCGAACCGGUGCGCCGGUGUCAAAGACGGCUAGCGAUCUCUUUCAGAACCAGUCGCCGCUACAGCACCAGCUGGCACACGCUCAGCCGCCCUUCUCGGUGUCGCAGCAGCUCGGCAGCCCUGGUGGUGUGCGGGAGCCGGUCUCGACGACGAUUUUCUCUGCGACGGACAGCCCAGUGAACGGGGCUAUCAACCCCACGAACACCGCGCCGCCCCGGCUACAUGCGCCAAUGACUCUCGUGCCUCACAGCACUGCGGCGCCGCCGAGCGCCGAUGCCGAAGCGCGAGGAUACUCUUUCUUUGGUCCAACAAGGAACGGCGCGCACGCCGCGACACUGAUGUACGAGAUGCCGAUGCCCUCCAUGGGGCCGUGUAUCGAGGACGAUGACGUGCCGUGGGGCAACAUCUGUGCCAAAGCGCCGGCUGCAGCUGGUGUUUUACGAAGCUUGUGA